CAAAGACGUAAUUAUUAUGCGCUGAGCUUAUUAACAGAUUCAAUUAAUUAUUUUAUUGUGUGUGAUUAAUAAAACAAGUUUUCUUAAAUAAGUAUCUCAAACGAAACUGGCGAAAAGAGAUUGUUGGAUUUGAACGUCAGAAUGAUCAACAACGACGAUUAUAAGAACAAGAUGUCUAUGGGCGCUGGAUUUUAUUCUUCGCGGCGUAGCCCUCCUCCAGAUAGCAACAUCCUCUGCGAAAAUUUGGUUGCUAAGUUGACGGAUAGAAGUGACGAACCGUCGCAAUCUCAACCGAGGCAAGUCAUUCCGGCACGCCCGGAAAUAGACACUUCUUCAUCCGAUCAACUAUCGGAUUCUGAUAAUUUGGAGAUCGCUGAUGAGGAGAGUGACUGGUCCUCAGGGCCUCCUUCUCCGAUGCCAGUGAAGGUACCUCGCGCGUUCGAAAAAAGCGAUGACCUGUACGAAAAGCAACCGGACGCUGAAAAAGAUAAGGAGGCUGAAGAUUGGUCGUGGGAAGCCGAAAACGUCCAACCGGAAGGCCUACCUAUACCGAAAACGGAAAAUACAUACCAACCUUAAGCUUGCCGUUGGAGCCCGGAUCCUCUUCUUCUUUGAUCAUCCGAAUCUUGACAUCUAAUAUAUAUAUUUGAUAAAUGUAUAUUUGAAUUAAAUUUCAAAUAUACAUUUUUAUGUGUGUAGUAGGAUAUUAAUCAUAAAUGUUUAUCUAUGUUUUUGAAUAUCUUAAUGUACUAGUGGCUUC
Molecule: messenger RNA, 760 nt
Organism: Nymphalis io (European peacock)
Lineage: Eukaryota; Metazoa; Arthropoda; Insecta; Lepidoptera; Nymphalidae
Exons: 6
Coding region: 142-579 (145 amino acids)
Source: RefSeq, a predicted model, not a curated record